AUGGAAGAAGACGCGACGGUAACUCAGGAAGAGCCGGAGGUAUUUACCAGUAGCGAUCGUGGAGGUUCGGUGGGCGGAUCCGAGGGCGAAAGCAAUAUUAGAGAGAUCCCUUCAUACCCUCUCGAAAAUGGAGAACAAAUAAGAGAUGAAAAUCUAGAAACUGACGCAGGGCAAGAGACCUGUGUGGCUGUCUGGGCAUCUCCCGAGGACGGGUCACUCGGUCCUGCCGCUUACGUUGCUCUGGAAGAAACCUUCGAUCAGACUCUCAAAGACUUGCCAGACGACCCCAGUCUCGACGCCUUUCGACGUCAGUACGAACAGCUGCUCAGUGCCCUCAAACGGUCACACGAAAGCGAACUGUCCCUUCUCGCAAGAUGUAAGACUCUGACUAGCCAGAUCUCAGAAAACGCGACGAAAGUUACAGCAGCGCUCAAGUUGUCUGAUGAGGAUCAAAGCUCCAUCGACAUCUUGAAGAAGGAAGUUCAGCAUGCCUGGCUUCUCGUUCAAGCUGGAAAAGACAGAGAAGAGCUCGCCAGGGAGACCAUUUACUCUCUCCGCAAAACCAUCGAGGACCUCAACAGGCAGAUCGAAGCAACCGAGACAGAGCACAUCACUCAGGAGGCAAAACUGGAAGAGUAUCUCCAAGAGCGCGAGAAGCUUCUCCGCGAAUGCGACCAGCUGGCCGCUCAUAAUGUGCAGAUGUCAACAGACAACGAGACCAUGAGUCGGACACUGGAAACUCUAGAGCGGCGAGUGGCUGAAGCUCAGGACGAACUCAUACAGACUAAAGACGUUCUUCGAAUUAAGAAGCUCGAGGGCGACCAGGAGCAGAGGAGACGUGAGAAGAUUGAGAAAGAGUUGAAAGACAUGAAAGCGUUGAUUGAACAGAAGCAAACAGAGAUACAAGGGAAGCAAGCAACCAUCGAACAACAACGACAAGAGACUGAGCACCUUCAAGCUGUUGUCGCGAGCCUGCAAGCGGAAAAUGAGAAGGAAAACAAAAGGUUUAUGGAAAUUACUGGACGCAUUACGGAUACAGAGAAUCGUCUGAACGAGCAAAUCAUCACCAAUAGCAAAAUGCAAGCCGCGAACAUAGCAAGAGAAGCAGAGCUGAGAGAUCAAACGGAGGUCAUAAACAAAAUGAAGGCAGACAAGGAGAGAGUGACGAAGAUGCACGAUUUGUUGAAGAGGAAAAUGCAGCAGACUGAGGACGACAGAAAGGCCCUUGACGAUCAACACGCUGCACUCAAGAGUGAAAUAUCUGGGAUUGAGAAAGAGGUUGAGGCUCUCAAGCAGCAGGCCGAGGCAGACAAAAAAAAUAUCGGCAACCUUUUGAGAGAAAGGGACCUGUUAUCGAAAAAUCUUUUGCGAACGGAUGACGCAACGAAGAAGCAUGAAGAGGCGUUGAAGCGGCACGAGGCCCACGCCCUCCAACUUCAAAGAGAAGCCGAACGAUAUCGAAAAGACAUUGAAAUCCAGCAGGCGAAAAUCCGAGAGUUGGAGAGUCACCGCGACAAAAGCGGCGCGGAGCUUUCUCGAAUCAACCAAAAAUACUUGGCGGUGCUAGAGGAGAUAAAGGGAGGCGACAACCAGGUGACAGAUCUGCAGAAAACAAUCACCGAACUGCGAAACAAACUGGCAACUCAGAAGAGUCUUUAUGAGUCCGUGCGGUCGGACCGGAACCUCUACUCUCGGAAUCUGAUUGAAUCUCUCGAUGAAAUUAGCGAGAUGAAGCAGAAAUUCAAGAUUUUGUAUCACCAGAUUGAGCAGCUGAAGGAGGAAGUGAAGCAAAAAGAUGCAAGUCUGAUCAAGGGCCACUUCGAGCAACACAAAAUCGUGAAAGACAAUGAGAAGAUCACCAGUGACCUCCACAGUGCGCAGCACAAGUUGUCAUCUCUCCAACAGAUCGUUCUCAGUCAAAAGCGUGAAAUUAAGAAGCUGGAAGCUACAAUCCAAGAUGCAGAGACGGAACGCUCAAAUCAGAAGAAAGAAUAUGAAGUUGUUCUUAGUGAGAGAGACAUGCUCGGCACGCAGCUCCUGCGUCGAAGUGAGGAGCUUUCAUUGCUUUACGAGAAAAUCAAAAUUCAGCAAUCCACACUACAAAAGGGCGAAGCUCAAUAUCGAGCGCGGCUAACAGACAUAAAGCUUCUCCGGCAGAAGAUCAGCGCUGCUCGCCGAGAAUUGGUGACAGCUAGAGGAAAGGUCGCCUGUGUGGAUGAUCUCAAGCGAGAGGUGUAUCAGCUUCAGAGAGAAUUGCUCCAGGAGAGGACCAAAGUGAAGGCUCUCAGCGAGAGUCUUGAGAACCCGAUGAAUGUGCACCGUUGGAGGCGCCUGGAAGGAAGCGAUCCCUCAAAACUUGAAAUGCUCGCAAAGAUCCAAAGUUUACAAAAACGCUUGAUCGCAAAAACGGAUCAGGUUAUUGACCGCGACCUCAUGAUUCAAGAAAAAGAGAAGCUUUAUGUGGAACUCAAGACGAAGCUGGCGGCAUACCCCGGCCCGCAGAUGGUCGACCAGAUGCAAGUUUUUCAGCGAACGUUGAGAGAGAAGACGGCGCAGCUGAAGGCCAUGACUUGUGAACUGAAAACCUGUCACAAACAGGUGAUAUUGUACAAGGACGAGAUCGCGUGGCUAAACAAGGAACUUGCGGUGCGUGCUCACCUUGGGUUUGCUCUACCUGUUCCAAGAAGAAAGAGUUGUCGUAGGAGACAGAAAUAG
This is a messenger RNA of Toxoplasma gondii ME49, 2715 nucleotides long. Its product is annotated as flagellar associated protein. The transcript has 23 exons. NCBI's taxonomy places the organism in Eukaryota, Apicomplexa, Conoidasida, Eucoccidiorida, Sarcocystidae. The coding region runs from base 1 to 2715 and encodes 904 amino acids. Gene Ontology annotation, cellular component: cytoskeleton. The record is from RefSeq and is a predicted model, not a curated record.